UUGCUUAUACGUCACAAGACGUGGUAUACCAAUGGAAUCAAAAUAGGCAAGUUGCAAUAGCUGAAGACAUGAAACUGUCGCAGUUCGAUUUAAUUGCAACCCCAGCAAGUUAUGACAAUAGCACUUUUCUUACUGAUAACAAAAAGGCUGAUUACUCAAUGCUCUUAAUAAGUUUUCAUCUUCGGCGUCACAUGGGAAAUUUUCUCAUUCAAGUUUAUGGUCCUUGUGUUUUACUGGUAGUUUUGUCAUGGGUUUCUUUCUGGUUAAACCGAGAAGCCACGGCAGACAGGGUUUCUUUAGGAAUAACUACUGUGUUAACAAUGACCUUCUUAGGACUGGAGGCCCGUACUGAUUUACCAAAAGUUCCUUAUCCGACUGCGUUGGACUUCUUUGUUUUUCUUUCGUUUACAUUUAUCUUCGCGACCAUUAUACAGUUUGCAGUAGUACAUUAUUUCACUAAGUACGGCUCUGGAGAGUGCUACUUUAAUUCUGAUUUAAGUUCGGAAACAAGUAGCGAAGACGAAAGUGAAUGGUCUCCACUUGACAUCCGAAGACGCCAAUCAGAAUCUGCAUCGGUAAAUGAUCGGGGUUCCUUUUCGGAAUGUAGAAAAAAUAGCAAAACCGGUGGUAGUCGAAAACCUCGAUUCUUGGAAAACGCCAACGGCGAGCAAUCCAACACAGUCGAAGUGAUCACAUUGUCGGCUUGUACCAUACCCUUGACAACCCCUUCCUCAAGGAAAUCGUCACGGUCGUCCUGGAAUCACUUACCCUGCAUCAGCUGCCCUCAGGACGAAAAGACGAAUAACAAGCCGUUAUUUCCAUCAAAUCCCGGUGUAAAUAGUAACCCAGCAGGGCAACAUACCAAUACCGCUCAGUCGCGGAAAUCGAGAAGGAAAAAGAAACGUGCACCACGAUUUAAUUCCGUUUCAAAAAUAGACAGGGCGUCCAGGGUCGUUUUUCCAUUGCUAUUCCUAACUAUCAAUUUAUUCUAUUGGUACAGUUAUUUGUCAAGGACGAAACGAAUUCAUAAUUUUAACGUGUCUUGAACCAAUUGUUAAAGUUUUAAUGUAAA
Messenger RNA from Agrilus planipennis (emerald ash borer), 1072 nucleotides. It is a transcript of the gene Grd, whose product is annotated as gamma-aminobutyric acid receptor alpha-like. The record is from RefSeq and is a predicted model, not a curated record. Gene Ontology annotation, biological process: regulation of membrane potential; monoatomic ion transmembrane transport; nervous system process. Gene Ontology annotation, cellular component: synapse; membrane; neuron projection. Gene Ontology annotation, molecular function: extracellular ligand-gated monoatomic ion channel activity; GABA-A receptor activity; neurotransmitter receptor activity. The annotation marks the transcript as partial. NCBI's taxonomy places the organism in Eukaryota, Metazoa, Arthropoda, Insecta, Coleoptera, Buprestidae. The transcript is spliced from 5 exons.